This is a messenger RNA of Cyprinus carpio (common carp), 571 nucleotides long. RefSeq names its product SRA stem-loop-interacting RNA-binding protein, mitochondrial-like. Gene Ontology annotation, molecular function: RNA binding. Gene Ontology annotation, cellular component: nucleoplasm. The record is from RefSeq and is a predicted model, not a curated record. Lineage: Eukaryota; Metazoa; Chordata; Actinopteri; Cypriniformes; Cyprinidae. Gene Ontology annotation, biological process: regulation of gene expression.
UCUGGUCACGUGGUCGGGGUCACCGUCAGCUUCAUUCGCAAGGACUAAACAUGGCGGCGACAGCAGCAGCAGCAGGCAAGAAGGUGUUUGAAGUAUUUGUGUCAAAAGUACCAUGGACCAUCGCAACGAAGGAAGUUAAAGAAUACUUCGGGCAGUUUGGCCAGGUGAAGAAGUGUCUACUGCCAUUUGAUAAAGAGACAGGUUUUCAUCGGGGGUUUUGCUGGAUAGGGUUUACUACUGAGGAAGGACUGCAGAAUGCAUUACAAAAGGAUCCACACAUCAUUGAAGGAGCAAAGCUCCAGGUGCAGAAAAACCGAAAGCCGUUUUCUGGAAGAAAAACAAACAAAGAAGCAGAAGACAUCUGAAGAGGACAUCAGAAAUGAUCUGAUUUCAAGCAUCAAGUGUCUUCAGUAACACAGAAUUGUAUUUAUUGUGGAUGUCUGGUCACUGGGCGCACUUGUUUUUCAGAAGCCUAAUGAGUGUUGAUUGUUGUAUUGUCUAGUGUUUUUUUCUUUCUUAUAAAAUGUUUAAUGAAAUGAAUCAAAUAAUUAAAAAAAAGAUUGGAAAGUAA